AGUCGCACGCACCAGUCCCGAACGCAACCUGUUAUACCGGCAAGUUAAUAUACCCACCCUCCGUACGGUUGUUAACGUUGUACCGCCGUUCGUUAAAUUAUUCCUCCCAGUUCCCAGUGCAUGUUUCUACAUCAUCGGUGACGCACUAUCGCUACUGCUUUAGUACUUCCAUCGCACCGACUCGGGUUGAUUCCCUUUCACGAGAAUCGAAUUCGUACGCACCGGACCCUGACCUUCGUUUUGCUCGGGACAGCAACAGUUUGUGAUCAUUCGUGGCGAUCAGCAUCCGCCUUCCCGAAGGAGAAAUCAAACGCACAGCGUACGGUUAUAGCAGUGUACCGAAAUGUCCGACAAAAAGCGACCAGUUUACGUGCAGUACGUCCUUGGCGGUCUAUCGGGUAUCGGGGCAACAUGUGUCGUUCAGCCGCUGGAUCUGGUAAAGACACGCAUGCAAAUCUCCGGUAUGGGAGGUGCGGCCAAGGAAUACAACAACACCUUCGAUGCGAUCGGCAAAAUCGUGCGCCGCGAGGGCUUGCUGGCGAUGUACAAGGGAUUAAGCGCGGCCAUCAUGCGACAGGCAACCUACACAACGACCCGCCUCGGUGUGUACACGUCGCUCAAUGAUGCCUACAAACAAAAAACCAACAAAGCGCCGAAUCUGCUCGCAUCGAUGGCGAUGGGUAUGACGGCCGGUGCGAUCGGUUCAUUUGUGGGCAAUCCGAGCGAGCUGAUCCUGAUUCGGAUGACUGCCGAUGGACGGUUACCGGUGGCCGAACGGCGUAACUAUACGGGCUUCUUUAAUGCGCUCUUCCGGAUCGCCCGAGAGGAAGGUAUCCUGUCGCUCUGGCGCGGAUGCGUACCGACGAUGGGACGUGCGAUGGUGGUGAACGCCGCUCAGCUUGCUUCGUACUCGCAAGCCAAGGCCUAUUUGGUCAGUUCGGAGUUGCUGAAGGAGGGCAUCGGGCUACACUUCACCGCCAGUAUGUUCUCGGGUUUGAUUACAACGGCCGCCUCACUGCCGGUGGACAUCGCUAAGACGAGAAUUCAAAACAUGAAGGUCGCACCGGGCCAGGCCCCACCAUACAAGAGCACGAUCGACGUGAUUGUGAAAGUCAUCCGGCAUGAAGGUCUGUUUGCGCUCUGGAAGGGUUUCACCGCGUACUACGGUCGGCUCGGACCACACACGGUGCUAACGUUCAUCAUUCUCGAGCAGCUGAACGGAUUGUACAACAAGCACAUGGGCGUGGAAGGCAGCAAGUCGUGCCUAUAAGCUUCCGGUCGUUAUCGCGAACGCAGACAGCAGAACGGAUGCUGCUGCACGCAUUUCAUUCGAUGGCAAUUGUAAAUGUAUUUUCUUGUUACUUCUGUUUGUAUUGUAUCGCCUAGUACUAUCCCAUCCUAAUGCCCGGCCCGAAACGCUCCCAGCCACCGGGGGUUUUCCCAGUUUUUUCUCCGAACGAAUGAAGCAAGGUAGCACCCGGAACCGUAAUAGCACAACGUUUCGAAACACCUGUUAUGCGAAGCGACCUCAAAAUAAUCGCACACACUUCACCCAACGUCACGCCGUUGGCAACCGUCCAAACACGAUACGCGUUGCCGUUGGCGCCACGCUAGAGUAGCGUCGCGUCUUUAUUUGUUAGCCGAUCGUGUGUUUUUUUUUAUUAUUAUUUUCUUCUUGGCCGUUCGCCAACGUGAACUUGAACCAGAUGCAGAUAUGCAACGGCAAUAUCAUGCUGCGUCGCUUCGAAACGAAACGGAGAAACGAACUGUGACAAUAUGCGGGGAUAGAGUGUUUAUAGGAAACAAAUCGUGGAUCGUCCUGUUUUCAGGAAUGCGAAACACCACGGCUAGUGCUCGUAGGGACAGAUUCGUACGUAUAUGAUAUAUUUUGUUUAUGUUUUUUUUUCGCCGAUAGGAUCUAGAAACAACGUAACACAAAUAAAAAAGCACGCAUAGCGAACAUGAGAAUGCAAACGUGGGUAUGUGUGUGGUUGCUAUGUUACGCGCGACUCAAGCAACUCCCUGCCGGGGGGAGUUUUGUAUCUCGCAGUCCUUCAGAAGAUCCUCGAACAGCUUCACAAGACUGUCUAUGCCCUCGAGAUAGUUCCGGUCGACGGCAGGUGGUUCGGUCGGUGGCAACGGAAACGUGUGCGCAAAGUCGAUCAUACGCGCCUUGGCCCAGAUCUUGUCCUCGUACGAACCAACGAGAUUGUCCAGCAUGAACGUAUAGUUUUCUUUCAUA
Molecule: messenger RNA, 2242 nt
Organism: Anopheles moucheti
Lineage: Eukaryota; Metazoa; Arthropoda; Insecta; Diptera; Culicidae
Product: mitochondrial 2-oxoglutarate/malate carrier protein
Exons: 5
Coding region: 344-1270 (308 amino acids)
Biological process (GO): malate transmembrane transport; phosphate ion transmembrane transport; thiosulfate transport
Molecular function (GO): sulfate transmembrane transporter activity; antiporter activity; malate transmembrane transporter activity
Source: RefSeq, a predicted model, not a curated record